UCAUCGGCAAUGUCAAUUUUGUAGUAGGCAGAAACGCUCGAUUCAUUCGCCAGAUGUCACGACGCGUUCGUCUUUUUUCACCGCGAACUCAUCAAAAGUGUAUUACCCGCGGUUGUUUCGAAUCGUUCAAUAAAUUCGAUGCGAUCUACGUUAUCGAAAAGUUGAAAAAAGAUCGACAUCGGCCGUGUUCGAUCCUGCGUCUAGCGAUUGUAGAAUCGAUAAAGUCGACGAUAUUGUGUAACUGCGGACAAAGGCAAGUAAACGUAAGCUGUGCUGCAGAAACGAGAGAUCUCGAGACAGGAGGCAUCGAGCGAUCGCAGACAUUCGAUUCGCUAGAAAGGUUUCGCGUUGCUUUGCCGCUUCUAACCUAAAAAGUUGAAAUGGCAGAAUCGGAGCAAGAUUUUGGAGACCGUGGCGAUAACGACAACGUUAAGAACGAUAAACUGUUUAUUCUGAAGAAAUGGAACGCCGUGGCCAUGUGGAGCUGGGACGUGGAGUGUGACACUUGCGCUAUUUGCCGAGUUCAAGUAAUGGACGCGUGUCUUCGAUGCCAAGCAGAAAGUAAAAAGGACGACGGCCGACAGGAUUGCGUGGUCGUCUGGGGAGAAUGCAAUCAUUCGUUCCACUACUGUUGCAUGUCCCUUUGGGUGAAGCAGAACAAUCGUUGCCCAUUGUGUCAACAAGAAUGGUCCAUUCAACGAAUGGGGAAAUAACCGAAACGUGGAAGCGGAACUUUACCAACGCCGCCGCCUCUACAUUUACGAUUACUUUUAUUCCUUUUUUUUUCUGAUUCCUUCUUCUCAUCCGUCAUUUAUGCUUUUACGCGAUUCCUAAUGCUUUCAAAUAUUUUUUGAAUUGUUCGGUGUGUUUAGCUGGCCGCGGUAAAUAUCGUCCGCCAACAUACCACUCCGCUUUAAAUUCAACCUCGAGUUUGAAGCGCGAAUUUCUUUUUCGAUCUAGCAUAGUAACAAACGUUAUAAUGUAUCGCAAUGAUUUGUGUUAGCAUUAUAAAUUGCGCGCUCUUACCGUAUAAUCCUGAAGCGCAAAGUGCAUUUUCGCGUGUACUAUCGCGCGAUCGCGAGAUUGCGUGAUCUCAAUGGACGUCGAGCCGUUUUUUUGUCCGAAAGAAUUACAUUACAGAUAAAGUAGAAUUUUUGAUAAAUAAGGAAAUGAAAAUUUGCGUUUAUCUGCCAGCGUACUUUGGAUCAUAUUGAUCAAUUAAACAACGUAAUGUGACACACGACGAUUCGCUCGGUUACAUCGAAUGCGCUGUAACAGUAGUUCUUUGAAAUGGUUGCGUCACCUAUGUAGAACGCUGGUAUCACGAAUUUGAAAAUUUCACCAUUUUCGUCAAAAUUCGCUGCUUAUCGUUUUCGAUCUUCGAACAAAGCGUAAUCGGUACAAUGUUUUAUCUUCAAUCUGGUACAAUCGCUAUGCGGUACUAUGCGCUAUGGUGUAAUCGCGAUCCAAACGCUCGAAGGUCGCUCCUUUCUUCUCCUCGUCCCUCUUUGCUCCUUCCUUCGUGUCAGCGCCAUCUGCCCUCUCUUUCUUUCUCUCGGUCGUUUCUUCCUUUUUCUCGUUUUCUCAUUUUCCCCUCUUUGCUUCGCCCGACAACAGUCUCCGCGUUUGAUCGUUGCCUGGCGUUACGUGUCGUCACGAACGUGGAGGCUCGUCUGGAGGCUCGACCAAUCGAACGAGAGAAGGGUAUAACAGCGCCUAUAUUUAUGACCUCGCGGUUGCUACCACUUCUUGUAUCUCCUUUUUUUCUCUCCUUCUCUACGUUCUAUCUUUCUGCUAUGUCGCUAUCUUCCUCCGUUCUCGCUCUUUCUUCGUCCCUCGACUCUGUACGAAACGCCCGUAUACACUGUUAUAUGUACUAUAUACCGAACACUGUAUACGCUUAGCGAUACCUCCUUUCCCCUUGGUCCUACCAUCGUGCAUAUUUCUUCCUCCUUUCCUUUUUUUCUUUCUCGCUUUCUUUUACUAUUUCAUUUUUUAUAACUUCUAGUGAUGAAAAUUUGUAUAACAAAAAAAAUAUAAAUAAACUUUAUUGAUAUCCAAACGAUGCGUGAGUUCGAAACGAAACUUCUAGUCGUUUAAGUACGUUCAAAUUUCAUGUCAUAUUUUUGUGCGAUUCGAUAUUGUUGUUUCUUUUGUAUAACUUAAAAAUUUGCCCCUUCCGAACGAAGAACUAAAAAUAAUUUCGGUUAAAUUUGUUUCACAGAAGUCGUUCAUUGGAUGAAUGUGUUCCUUGUUAUUUAAAGUGAUUUUUAGCCGGUGUUAAUUUCGGAGCUAAUCUUUUACGUGACCAAUACUAAACGAGCGGAAACGACGAAGCAAAAUUUUCCAUUGGCGAUACAGAGAACGUUUUAGAGCGUUUCUCUGUUAUUAGAUGAUGAAAGGCACACGAAACGGUGGGGAUCGAGUUAAAUAAAGAUAACUAUUGAAAGUAACAGCGUUUCAUCGAUUUAAUACCGCGAUUAUUAGGAAUUUUCGGUGAAAUCUGUUAUUACACACGUGUUGCAGUUCAUCGUAUCUCGACACACAUACGCGUGUACGUACAUCGUAAUGUACACGGAGAAACGAAAACAGUUAGGUAUCGAUAUGGAGUGACGUAAUGGCACGCGAAUUUGUCCGUCAUGCUUCUCUGGAAAGGCGAACACACCAGCCGUCGAGGUCAAUCCGAGUCGAGCCCCCGUGAAACUCCAUUUCAUUGGUUCUUUUUCUGUAAUAGACUAUGUGAAGUAAAUAUAGAUUAAUAAAACUGUAGAUUAUCUGUAACUUGUUCUAUACAAGUGCCAUUUAUUCGAUGCAUAUUCCAUAUCAGAUAAUCGUACCCCUUUCUAAUCUCUAUAGAAAUGUUUUGUUUCUCUAUAUGAUGCAAUCAGAGUGAUGCCACGUACGCACAUAUUUUCAGAAUGAAAUUUAUUAUGCCAGCCACGUAGUCGCAUACCGAGACGCACGUAUGUUCUCUUGACGUAAAUUCCAAUAUGUAAUCUUUUUUACUUUUCAAUGUUUUGUGUAGGAUUUUGAAAGUAACUAAAUUUAGUUUCGUUUUAUGUAAGGUUAUAAGUUUUUUUACGAAAACAUAGCAUUAUAGAAAUAGCAUUCGAUGCGACAAAGAAUUCCGUGUAUGUACGUAUUAUUCAAGAAAAAUUCUUAGUGUUUCUACGAACAGGUAUAAAUGUUUCAAAGGUGAAUCAGGCGAUAAAAUUUUUUGCUGAUGUAAUUAAUGAAAAUGUAUCGCUGAAAUCGAUUGAGAAACAUCAACGGCGCCACUGACGAAGCGCAACAGGGGCAUGAUAUGAACGAAGAUCGUUUCGGUAAAACGGAGGCUCGACGCGGUUCACCAAUCAGAUGGCGGUAUUUUAAAAUGCCUUUCUUUCCUAUCCUACAUUCACUAUGUAAGUUACCGGGUUUAUAUCAGCGCCUCUCGCGAUUAACAGCUAAGACGAAUCGAUUUUACAUUUAUACCCGACGGUCGAUAUCGAUCUUUUACAUUCUUAAAAUUUAAGUGUAUCUUACUUGCAAAUUAUCAAAUUAGAUGUUACGUUCAAUGUCACGUGUUACAACGUUCAAUCGAACACACAAAGAUAACGAACGUCAUUACACGUGACAUAACGUUCAUAAUUUGGACUUGGCACGAAAUUAUUGCUAAAACCUUUGUCCUCGUGUAAUCUCUGAAGAAAAAGUAUCGGCCAAUUAACAUUAUUAUUUUACCGUUUUGUCAAGUAAAAAAAAAGUUAUUAACGAAAUGCAUCUUUGAAAUUCCGCCCAUUUAUUAUCCUUUCAUCGUAUUAAAGAAUUUUUGUUUUCCAUUUUUUUAACAUUUGAACGAUAGGUAUGCAUAAAUAAUUAUGUUUAAAAGCAAAUUAUUCGCCAUUGUAUAUUUAAAUGCUGUCCGAAAAUCUCUUUUAAUUCUAUGUCAACACACAUAUAUCAGUGAAAAUGUACCGGAUUUAAAUAUAGACGAAGUCGUUGACUCAAUGGACGCAAGACGAUAUGUUUCGAUACCUUAAACUAUGUAAAAACAAUCGUGAAAGUAACGCAUAGAUUCUUAGAAAAAAUUGAAACGUAUCGUUAAGGCGAUAUACGAUUUGUACGAUUGAUGGUUUAAUACAUUUAAUAUUUUAUGUGAUCUACAAACGUGCGAUACUGUAGAAAAAAAAGCUAUUAUCCGCCAUGUAUUUUAGUUGUAUGCAAAUUUUAAAAGCUAUUUAAACGAUUACUCGCGUAUAAUAAAUUUCAACUCUAAUAUUCUGCAAUUACUUAUCGUAAAACGGAAAGUGAUAGACUUCGCUUUUUCUUUUAUUGUAUCUUACGCGGUACUUUUGUACAAAUGUAUUAUCGGUGUAAUAAAUUAUCGGGAAUAAAUUUUUCUCUUUUAUUCUA
Messenger RNA from Megachile rotundata (alfalfa leafcutting bee), 4392 nucleotides. Its product is annotated as Regulator of cullins 2. The record is from RefSeq and is a predicted model, not a curated record. NCBI's taxonomy places the organism in Eukaryota, Metazoa, Arthropoda, Insecta, Hymenoptera, Megachilidae. Gene Ontology annotation, molecular function: zinc ion binding.